CGUGGAGGCCCGGGUGGACUCUCCGGCACCUCGGCUGCCCCAUGUGUACCCCGCAGUUCUUGAUGCUGCCGGUGUUCGUCCUGAUGCUCCCUAAGGGCGCCCGGCCUCAGUCCUCUUUUUUCCCAUCGGGGGCGGUGCCCACACCUUCAGUCCUGGGGCCAGUGACGCCCGACGAGACCCCCCAGUCCUCUUCGGUGGAGACUGCUACUCCCCAGGACGUGCCUGGGAUCUUUACCGUGGAUCCUACUCCUCUGACCCCCUCAAUGCCUGGGAAUAAGACUACAGACCUCUUCCCAGUCUUACCGAUUUGUAUCUGUGACUUGACUCCUGGUGCCUGCGAUCUAAAUUGCUGCUGCGACAGGGACUGCUAUCUUCUCCAUCCGAGGACCGUUUUCUCCUUCUGCCUUCCCGGCAGCGUAAGGUCUUCAAGCUGGGUGUGUGUAGAUAACUCUCUAAUCUUCAGGAGUAAUUCCCCAUUUCCUUCAAGAGUUUUUACGGAUUCAAAUGGAAUUAGGCAGUUUUGUGUUCUCGUGAACAACUCAAAAUUAAACUAUUUCCAGAAGCUCCAAAAGGUCAACACAACCAACUUCCAGGCCCUGGCUGCAGAGUUUGGAGGCGAAUCAUUCUCUUCAGCAUUGCAAACUCAGUUGCCACCACCUUUUUACAGAGCUGGGGACCCCAUUCUGACUUACUUCCCCAAGUGGUCUGUAAUAAGUUUGCUGAGGCAGCCUGCAGGAGUGGGAGCUGGGGGACUCUGUGCCAAGAGCAAUCCUGCAGGUUUCCUAGAGAGUAAAAGUACAACCUGCACUCGUUUUUUCAAAAACCUGGCAAGUAGCUGUACCUUAGAUCCAGCACUGGAUGCUGCCUCUUACUAUAACUUCACAGUCCUGAAGAUUCCAAGAGGUAUGACUGAUCUACAAAAUAUAAAGUUCCAGGUUCCUGUAACACUUGUUUCACAGGCCAGUCCUCCCCUGUUGGUUGGAAACACUUGUCAGAAUGCUGUUUCCCAGGUCAUCUAUGAUAUAGAGACCAAUGGGACCUUUGGAAUCCAGAAGGUUUCUGUCAGUUUUGGACAAACCAGCCUGACUGUUAAGCCAGAUAUUUCCUUACAGCAAGAAUUCAUCAUUCACUUCAGGGCCUCUCAACAGAGCAUAUCUACUACUCUUACUGGUCCUAGAAGUGGGAAUCCAGGCUAUAUUGUUGGGAAGCCACUCUUGGUUCUAAGUGGUGAUACAAGUCACUCAAUGACCCUCUUGCAGAGCCAAGGAUAUGGAACUUGCUCUGUUAAGAGACAUGAAGUACAGUUUGGAGUGAAUGCAAUAUCUGGAUGCAAGUUCAGGCUGAUGGAGGCAGACUGCAGCCGCUUGCAGCAGGAGAUUUAUCAGACCCUUCAUGGAAAGCCCACACCAGAGCAUGUUGCCAUCUUUGGUAAUGCUGACCCAGCCCAGAAAGGAGGGUGGACCAGGAUCCUCAACAGGAGUUGCAAUGUUUUGGCUAUGAAUUGUACUUCCUGCUGUUUCAUACCUGUUUCCUUGGAGAUCCAGGUAUUGUGGGCAUAUGUAGGCCUUCAGUCCAAUCCACAAGCUCAAGUGUCAGGAACCAGAUUCCUAUACCAAUGCAAAACCAUACAGGAUUACCAGCAAGUAACAGAAGUACAUUUGACAACUCUUGUGAACUUUGUGGACAUUACUCAGAAGCCAGAGCCUCCAAGGGGCCAACCCAAAAUAGACUGGAAAUUGCCAUUCGACUUCUUCUUUCCCUUCAAAGUUGCAUUCAGCAGAGGGGUAGACUCUCAAAAAGGUUCAGUGUCUCCCAUCCUUAUCCUAUGCCUGUUUCUACUUGGAGUUUUCAACCUAGAGACUAUGUGAAGAAAAAGAAUAAUCAAAUUUCAAUUUUCCCUAUGGGAAGCUCUGAGGCAGCCUACUUCUCUUGGCUAAAUAAAUCCCUACCUGCUCAUUACUAAAGGAGAGCAUUUGGGUUAAUACUCAAUUCCUAUAUAAGGUAUAAAUACCUUAUAUAGAAGGUAUUUCAGAAAAGCAAUAAAAAUAUUUCUUUCAUCAUAGCUCUCUGCAGGCCACCAGGUACACACUAAGUUUCUCUACUUUUUAAGCUGGGGAGACAAAGGCCCCUCCUCCAACCCUUUCAGCUGUGUUUUGCCUGACUGAAGGUUUGCAAGGUCUUCAUCCAUCUGCUCACAGGCACAUCAGGCCCAGCAGGAAGAGGAACUCCUGCUGUCUGUCACCCAGAGUGAACUCAGGAAUGGCUGCCCUCUGGACUUCAGAGUAGCUGACUGUUCAGGCCAGAAAACUGCUGGCUAUGUAUUUGUCUGGCUCCUCUGCCAAAGUCUGGCCCCACCCUUUGCCCAGGGAUGAGUAGAAAAAGCAACUCUUUCUACUCAGUUUCCAAAGUGAAUGUUGGAAUGCCAGCUCCCUUUUCCACUGGCAAAUGACCUUACCAUUCAUUUCUGCUCAUUCCUUCCCUUCACUGUGUUGAGGGGAAAUAAAACCCAUUGAGAGCUUUGUUGCACCAAGUCCAGCAGGACAGGAGAAGUUAACAGCUCCGUGGUAUGCUUCAUGAUGAUUGCUCUUGUGUGUAUGAGGUUUAUGAAAGAAAACUUUCAUAAAUUAGCACAAUAGCAUGCAAAUCAAGGAACUUGGAUUCUUUUCCUGGGAUAUACUCUCUGAAGACCCCAAUUUUAUGCUAGUGACAUUAGUAGUGGGUUCAGCAUGAAAUCUGUUUUUAUAAGCAUAAGAAUGGCACCUUACAAAGAGCCCUGACUGCCUGGAAAAACCGGAGAUUCUGGCUUGCAGGUAAUACUCCUGAAAAGGUAAUUUCCUAUUAUUAUUAUUUUUUUUUUUUUUUUUGUGGUGCUGGGGACCAAACCCAGGGCCUUGUGCUUACAAGGCAAGCACUCUACCGACUGAGCUAUCUCCCCAGCCCUCCUGUUAUUCUUGAGUGGAGAGGAACUGGUUUAGAAUUAUCACAGAAAACCUGACAGCAUAAAAAGGCUGAGGCCUGCAGCAGACUCAUGUUAUCCUUGUAAUUAAACUUUUUAUGAAAACUACAUCAUUAAAUAUAAUUAUUUUAAACUUUAAACCUCUUUAGUAUAAGGAAUUUAAUAUAAAGAAUAGGAUACAAUGCUGGGCAUGGUGGCAUAUGUCUAUAAUUCCAGCUUCCCAGCUACUCGGGAGUC
This is a messenger RNA of Sciurus carolinensis (gray squirrel), 3193 nucleotides long. RefSeq names its product tectonic family member 3 (gene Tctn3). The transcript is spliced from 14 exons. The record is from RefSeq and is a predicted model, not a curated record. Lineage: Eukaryota; Metazoa; Chordata; Mammalia; Rodentia; Sciuridae. Gene Ontology annotation, biological process: cilium assembly; smoothened signaling pathway. The coding region runs from base 42 to 1868 and encodes 608 amino acids.